This is a messenger RNA of Drepanopeziza brunnea f. sp. 'multigermtubi' MB_m1, 426 nucleotides long. NCBI's taxonomy places the organism in Eukaryota, Fungi, Ascomycota, Leotiomycetes, Helotiales, Drepanopezizaceae. The record is from RefSeq and is a predicted model, not a curated record.
AUGCGCACAAGAGCCCCGCGAAAAUUAAUUCUAUUCCUCAUCGUCAACAACUCCAAACCCCGAACCAACAACCAGCCAGCAUUUGUCAAUAUGCCGAAGAAACGAUCCGCCAACGGUCGCAACAAGAACGGUCGCGGCCACGUUAAGCCCAUCCGCUGCAGCAACUGCUCUCGAUGCACUCCUAAGGUGGUCGAGAGUGCCGCAAUCAGAGAUAUCUCGGACGCAUCUGUAUUCCCAGAAUACACCGUUCCCAAGAUGUACCUCAAGUUGCAGUACUGUGUCUCUUGCGCUAUCCAUGGCAAGAUCGUCCGUGUCCGCUCCCGUGAAGGCCGCCGCAACCGCGCUCCUCCCCCACGUGUCCGCUACAACAAGGACGGAAAGAAGGUCAACCCCAACCAGGCUGCUGCCAAAACUACUCAAGCAUAA